GGGCGGUGCGGGCGGAGCCGUCGGAUGCCGCGGGCCGCUCCCUGGACUUCGGUCCCCCGCCGUUGUAGGGGUUGACGGCCUGCGAGCGUGGCGGGUGUCGGAGGCGCUCGGGUUCCCGACCGGUCCGGUCUCAGCCGUCCUCGCCGCGCGCACCGAGCGCCAUGGCCCAGCCGCCGCCCGACGUCAGCGAGGACGAGUGUCUCCCUGAGUACCGCCAUCACUUCUGCCCCGACCUGCUGCGGGACAAAGUGGCCUUCAUCACAGGUGGUGGCUCUGGGAUCGGGUUCCGGAUUGCUGAGAUUUUUAUGCGGCAUGGUUGCCACACGGUCAUCGCCAGCAGAAGCCUUCCAAGAGUGUCGAAGGCUGCCAGAAAGCUGGCUGCUGCCACCGGCCAGCGGUGCCUCCCUUUAUCUCUGGACGUUCGGGCUCUCCCUGCCAUCACAGCUGCUGUGGACCAGGCACUGAGGGAGUUCGGGAAGAUCGACAUUCUUGUUAACUGUGCAGCUGGAAACUUCCUGUGCCCCGCCAGUGCGUUGUCCUUCAACGCCUUCAAGACUGUGAUGGACAUUGACACCUUGGGCACCUUCAACGCGUCUCGUGUGCUUUAUGAGAAGUUCUUCAGGGACCAUGGAGGGGUGAUUGUGAACAUCACUGCGACACUGGGGACCCGGGGGCAGGUGCUUCAAGUGCAUGCCGGCUCGGCCAAGGCGGCUGUGGAUGCGAUGACACGGCACUUGGCUGUGGAGUGGGGUCCCCAGAACAUCCGUGUCAACAGCCUCGCCCCUGGCUCCAUCAGUGGCACAGAGGGCUUCCGGCGUCUGGUCGGCUCCCAGGCCAGUGUCAGCACGAAGACUCUUGCCAUCCCCCUGCAGAGGCUGGGCAACAAGACCGAAGUCGCCCACGGUGCGCUGUUCCUGGCCAGCCCUUUGGCAUCCUACGUGACGGGCGCCGUGCUGGUGGUUGACGGCGGGGCGUGGCUGACAUUCCCCAACGACCUCAAGUUGCUGGCAGAUUUCGCCUCCUCUGCUAAGCUCUAGGCCCUGGAUGCCUGAAGCAAAGGAAGUGUUCUGAAGGGAAGCUGGUCCACCUGUCUCCCGAGGACUUCUGGGACGGCUCCUGCCAUGUGCUCCUUGGAGGGCUGCCUCCCACCGCCACACUGGACAGUCUCAGCAGCAUCUCAGCUGGACACUGGCCCAUCCUCUGGGAACUCGGCUGUGUCCACAUUCCCUCCCCACAGCCCCGUCUCCCGUACUCAGUUGGGAGUGAUCAGGCAGUGAGGCCCCUGCUCGCCAGCCUGCACCCUGUGGAUGUCUGUCAGGGGCACUGGGAUGUUCUGGAACUCCCUGGGAGUCCUGUGGUGGCCCUACUGCCUGUCUGCAGAAAGCAGGGUGUUUCAGGCCCCCCGUCUUCCCUUCCUUGCUCUUCCACUUGGGGGUCUUACUCCACAAGGGGAAGCCAGACCAGGGAGGCUAGAGAAGCGUGUUUGAUCCCUCCCGCCCCAGGCCUGGCAUCCUGAAUCUCCUCGCCAAGGUGUUGGACUACCAUGGGAUCCCCUGGCUGGGGGCCACCCAUCCCUCUCAGCCGUUGGUGACAUGGACUGGGUUUUCCCCCACCUGCCCUGGAGUAUGUCCUUUGUUGGGAUAACCCAGAGGAUCGAGUCCUGUGCCAUUCAGGGCCUCACUUUCUAGGCCCUCCAGCUGGCCAUUGUCACCAAUAGCCUCUCAUUGGCCUAGAGGGGUCAGAAAAUUAUAGCUCUCCUUUGUUCCUUUGAUGAUCACUCUUUGCCAUUCAGGCCAGGACCUAAGGGAACCCCUUGGACCCUAGGAUUUGUUUUCUGUGCUGUUUGUUAGAAGCUCUGAGGUGCCCUUGUACGGGAGGUGCUCCCAGCUGUGGUCUGGCCAGGCAAGCGGUGUCCUCCCUGUCUGUACCACCAGUUUGCAUUGUGCCAUUAAAUGCAUGUCCCUAGGGGCAUGCAGUGGGCUAAAGCCUCUGCCUUCUGCUCAGGUCAUGGUCCCAGGGUCCUGGGAUAGAACCCUGAGUCGGGCUCUG
This is a messenger RNA of Neogale vison (American mink), 2049 nucleotides long. RefSeq names its product 2,4-dienoyl-CoA reductase 2 (gene DECR2). NCBI's taxonomy places the organism in Eukaryota, Metazoa, Chordata, Mammalia, Carnivora, Mustelidae. The transcript has 9 exons. Gene Ontology annotation, biological process: fatty acid catabolic process. Bases 162 to 1037 code for a protein of 291 amino acids. Gene Ontology annotation, molecular function: 2,4-dienoyl-CoA reductase (NADPH) activity. The record is from RefSeq and is a predicted model, not a curated record.